This is a messenger RNA of Suillus subalutaceus, 1568 nucleotides long. RefSeq lists its product as uncharacterized. The transcript is spliced from 3 exons. Lineage: Eukaryota; Fungi; Basidiomycota; Agaricomycetes; Boletales; Suillaceae. Gene Ontology annotation, cellular component: Golgi membrane. Gene Ontology annotation, biological process: mitotic spindle elongation; vesicle-mediated transport. The record is from RefSeq and is a predicted model, not a curated record. The coding region runs from base 213 to 1328 and encodes 371 amino acids.
UAUCUUCAUAGUUAGCAUGCUUGCUCGUUAAAAAUAUUCCAUCGCGCUGUAACCUGUCGUUCCUUCUCUCUGCUCUCCUUCUAUCAAGCCAUCCUGACUACUAUUCACUGUGUGCGCUAAGCAGCGCGACUGCCAUUCGGGCGUCUUGCAACCAGAAUACAUAAGCGCCUAGUAGUUGUUGAUCUAGACCUGUUCAGACCUGCCAAGUUAUCAUGGCCCUGCAGUUGAACGUUGAUUCACCGGUACUCAGUGAAAAAUCAGGCUCAGGUCCGCUUUCAAACGAUAUACCUCUCAACUGUCGUUCUUCCCCGCAUCGAAACUCGCGUCCAUCCCACCAUCUUAUUCCAAUGCGUACUUCUUCGUCUCUUUCUUCUUCGUCGCUUUCGUCAUCACAAACCCUACCACAAUCGCAACGAUAUGUCCGUCCGCGCGGGCUGCGGAUAUGGAACCUUUUCAAACAAUGGCUGCCUAUCUUGGCGUACGGUGCAACUAGCCUUGGUUUUAUCUUAGCUAUCGCAUUCUGGAAGACUGAGGUUCUUGACGGUCUUGACCACCUCUCACACUGGCUGCGAAACGACCAGUAUUUCGGCUAUGCAGUAUUGUUUUGUCUGAUUUUCAUCACUACAUUCCCUCCUCUCCCACUAUAUUCCACACUGAUCACAUUAUCGGGAUAUACGUUUGGGCCGUGGAUCGGCGCUGCUAUCUCAUAUUGUGCUGCGCUCUCUGGUGCUGUUGUUGUGUUCUGGCUAUCACGGACGUUCUUGCGCGAGCCAAUUGGUCGUUGGCUUUCCUCGACGCGUGCUUUAUCCCGCGCAGUCCGAGCCGUCGAACGCAAACCACAGCUAUUGUUCCUCGUCAGACUUGCACCAUACCCGUAUAAUGUGCUCAACGCACUUCUUGCGGCCACCCCAUCACUCACCAUGCGGACCUAUGUGAUUUGCACGGCUUUGUCCCUUUUCAAAGUCAUCAUUCAUACCAGCGUCGGUGCAGGAAUCCGCUCGUUUAGCGCCAAGAAAGAACCCGAUGUUCAGGAGGAAGAGGAUGAUACCUGGGGCAGAGUCUGGACUAUCGGCGGGAUCCUUUUGUGCAUUGCACUUUUCAUAUACCUCAGUUUGGUAGCGCGCCGAGCAGUGGACGAUGAACUCGAUGAUGAUAUUCCUGGAAGUGCGUCGGAAGAAAGAGUGGCAUUCUUAGAUGCAGAGUCGCACGUAGAGGAUGACGAUGUUGGAUCUCGAGGACUACCCCUGACUUUACAGUCACAGAACAACAUGAGAGAGGCACAGCUCGUUUCUCCACACCACGUUGUGUCUGGUCUUGCUGCAGCCUAGUCGCUGCCUUUUCCCUUUUAAAUGGACUCUAGACUUGUAUAUUAUUACCCAAGGAUAUCAUAUAAGUUGAUUAAAACCAAAACUUGUAUGUUAUGUAUGUAUUUUUUUUUGAAACAGAUUGUACUUUUUACUACUUUGGAUACUUAGCCUAUCUCCGUCGUGCCAUAUGUCGUUUUUUUUGCAAGUCACGCUCGCAGCACCAAUGAAAAUCGCGUGCGGUAUCUUGUCUGACACCGCCAA